Molecule: messenger RNA, 7247 nt
Organism: Lagopus leucura (white-tailed ptarmigan)
Lineage: Eukaryota; Metazoa; Chordata; Aves; Galliformes; Phasianidae
Gene: GJC1
Product: gap junction protein gamma 1
Exons: 3
Coding region: 3678-4862 (394 amino acids)
Biological process (GO): cell communication
Cellular component (GO): connexin complex
Source: RefSeq, a predicted model, not a curated record
GGCAGGGGGUUGGAGCUCCGUGAUCCUUGAGGUCCCUUCCAACCCGGGCCAUUCUGUGACUCUGUGUGAUUCUGUGCCCAUACUCCUCAAGUACUGAAAGCCUGGAGAUAAGAAACUGGGGGAAGUUUAGCAUUGCUGCGUGUUCUAUCAGUAGAAGUCAGCUUGCUUUUUCCCUUCUGCCAUAAUCCAGUGCUGGUGAAUGAGGUGUUACCCACCCAUCAUCUCCUGCUCGGCUCUGCGAGAGCCAUCCGACUUACAGGAGCAGACAGCACUGCUCUCUUUGGGCUUCUCUCUUUUCUCCUGAAAUGGCCGUGAGAGUGAUAUCUGGGUCAGCUGCCUCCAGCGUGUCACUUUCUUUUGACACUCAUGGCUGUGAGCGUGCUGGAGGAGCGCGGUGGGAAGCGCCGCAGUGGGAUCAGGAGUCGUUAAAGGGGUGCUGUGCUGAUCUGCAUCACUUCGGGGGGAAUCUCCCUGAUGGCUGCUCAGAUGUGCUUUCUUUCUGAUCUCAGCACUGUGUCCCGGCUCUCGGCGUGGGAGCCCCCAUCCGUCCUCAGGGCUGCUUUCAGGUAUGGGGACGUCAGUGGGACACCGUGCUGCAAUGCACGUCCUGAGCGUGCCUACUGGGCUGCCAUCCAGCACGGGGUGGAAGGGGCACCGUGCUGCUCUUCUGUAUAUUUCCAGACCCUGUAACACAUCCCCCCAUCGUUGUGUUCAUUCUUACAGGAAAAGUAGUUUUGCUGCUUGAGUCCCAGCCUCCCCUGUGUGGCACCGAGCGAUGGGUUGGCACCCAGCGGGCACUGAAACACAGCAAUCCUGCUUGAAGAUGUUGGAACAGGUUGUCUAGAGAGCUUGUGGAUUCUCCUUCCUUGGAGGAAACCCAACUGGGCAGAGUCCUGCCGAGCUGCACUGGUUGGUAGCAGUGGGCUGGAUCUGCCUGCCUGGCCACUGCCAGACCUGUGGGUUUGAUGGCUGCACUUGGUGGCUCCUCUCUGUCCCAAAAAUGGAGCAGUGGGGUAUAUCUGUGUAUGUAGCCAGAGCUUGGGAGCCUGCCCUGGAACUCUGUCAGAGUUGUAAUAUGAAAUCAGGAGGUUGAAUCUGUAGUGUCAACUGCCUGAUGGCAAAACAUCGUACAUUUUGGGGGGUAACGUGCAUUGGUACAAGAAAAAUUGGGGGCUGAGCAUCUUUGUAAGUAAAUUAGUUGAAUGGGUGGUUCUGUGUUGGUGUCUGCUCGAUGCUGGGCUUGUGGGCAUGCUCAUCUCGGGAGCGUUGUGGAGAGUGGCUUUGUGUCCUGUGUUGCUCCAUCACGAGGUGUCCAGGUGGGAGCAGCUGCUGGAGAGCACUCCUGGGUAUUUGGAAGUGCGGAGCUGAGUGUUUCUGGUCACAGAAUCAUUAAGGUUGGACAAGACCUCUAGGAUCAUCCUGUCCAACUGUAAUCGUCUUGCAGAAACCCAAUGGAAUCCAUGUUGAGAGGAAUAAGGGGAACUAAGAGCUUGAUCAGAAAUAUUCUGUGGCCCUGAAUCUGUACUGAAACUGUGCUCACUCAAUGGGUUUGUCAUUGGGGUUGGCAGCAGUGGUCAUUUUGAGGAUCUGCUGCUGAUCUGUGGAUGUCAGAAGGCAGUGCUGUUUGCUGGCAGUCCGAGAGCUGGGUGUUGGUCGCAGACCUUCAUGUUUGGCUGUUUGUUCUUGAUGGACUUGAGGUUCAGAUUCGAUCUGAUUGCACAAAGUUGUUGCCCUUUUCAUCCCCUGCUGCAUUACUCUUUAUUUCCAAGUCAUGGAGAGGUGGAUGGGCAGCUCACAUGGCAAGCUGCAGUCCCAGCUUUGGGUUAUGCUGUGGCUCGUUGCCCCCAGGACCAGCUGUUCCAUCUCACAGGCUGUCAGAUAACACCCUGCCUUCUCGUGAAAUCUGCUGACCAGCUUGUUUUCUCCAUUAUUACAUUUCACAUCAUCGGAAUGCCAGCAUCACCUGGGGCUUGCUGCUGAACUUCCUUGUUAUCUCGGGUCUGUAGGAUCCCAGAACCCCACGAGACGGCACAGAGCCGACAGCUCACCUCCACCGCCCUGGAAAUAGCUCUUCCUGGAGCUCCCCGUUGCUGUAGGUGAAGUGAAUGCCAGUUUGGCCAGCACAACACAUCUCCCAAUUCCAUUUGAGUUGUGUCACUGCGGGGGAGCGAUGCUAAAACUGUCACUUGGCUUUCCAUGCUGGCAUUACUGGGGGGCACUCGGAGGCUAUCGGGGGUUCGGCUCUUAUCUGCGAGCUCCAGCUCAUCUCUGAGCUGAAUGCUUGGUGGGUACACGCGUGUUGGCUUUCCAAAAGAUGUGUGUUUGACAUCUUUAUUUUUCUGACAGCACAAGAAUCUGAUUAUUUCUCCACCUCUCUUUAGCCUGCUGUUCUAUUCUGCCCAGAUCUGUGGUUCCAUCGUCCGAGGUGCUGUGCUGGUGAUGGGUUUGGCCAUCGCGUUCUUCCUUCUCGAGUAGUAAAAAUCGAGUGAAUGUAAAUGAGAUUUGAAUGAAUUAUGCUAGUUAUGCAUUCAUCCUAAUUCAAAUCCUAUCUUAAUUAGCCUGGGGGCCUAAUUUUACUUUCACGCAGCAUGAAACCACUUUGGAUUAUCACUGGAAUUGCCAUGCAUUUAUUCUGGACUUUUUUUUCUGAUCAGCACGCAUCUUUUUACACUGCUUAAAAACAAAGCAAAACUAAUAUAUCAUUAAUAAAUUAAUCAGAUUUAAUUAGGGCGGCACAGGAGGGUAUAUUUUAAGGGGAAAAAUGCUGUAAAUCCAUUCCCUGUACCGAGUGCUUCUGCGCCGAGCGUAGGGAUGAGCUCAUGACACAGACACAGAGUGCAGCUCUCCCUCGGAUGCAUUUCUGCCAUAUCUUAAACGAGCUGAAAUUGCUGACGUUCUGCCUUUUUCAGAUGUGUGUCAGCGUCCAUCGGCUUCUCCUUCAAACGGUGGAAGAUUAUUGAGUUAAAUAUUGCCGGGCCGGCAGAUCUGGGAGGCACUCGGUGGACGUGGGGUGAAGGCUGCUGCCGUGUGUCUGGUCCUGCAGCACAUCUGCGAAGGCAGAGCUGCUCUCUAGCUCAGAAACUGAAGGAUACAACCAUGUGAAAUUCAGAAUUCUGCAUAUGACUUCCUUCUUUCCUUCUAAUUAGAUUGAGAUGGACGUUUCCAGCGGGACAGCGGGUUAAUGAGAGGUCGUUCCAUUGAACCCAAAGGUUUCCUUACAGACAGAAGGUGCUGCUGGGAGAAGCAGAGCUGCUCAGCAGCUUCAAAUCUGAGCAUUGAGAGCCUCCUAAUCAACGCACGCCGUUAACGCACAGCUGAUAAGCCUUGCGCUGUGAAGGCUGUGGUUAAUCUGAGUGUCAAGUCUGCGCUGUCAGUGUCUGUAGGUGAGCUGUGAUCUCUCAUUUGUGUAAUCGCUGGCAGUCAGAACAGGAAACGAUCUCCGUCCUGAAGAGAGUUCAGGGAGUGGUUCACAGCCCUGCCUGUUUUCCUGCUCCGUUUCUCCCCACGUUCCCCACAGAAACAAAUGGAGCUCUGAUCUCUUUCAGGCAUCUUCCCCUUUCUUCAGAUGGACUCGAGGCUGACGCGUUCGCUCUCUGACGUCCUGCCACUUCUGAAGGAUGCACACACCGGCACGGCGUGCCGUCUUGCUAACGAGGAGGUAAAAUAAUUUGACCACCAUGAGUUGGAGCUUUCUGACCCGUCUCUUAGAGGAGAUCCACAACCACUCCACCUUCGUUGGCAAAAUCUGGCUGUCAGUGCUGAUCGUGUUUCGGAUCGUCCUGACCGCCGUGGGAGGCGAAUCCAUUUAUUAUGAUGAGCAAAGCAAGUUUGUGUGCAACACGGAGCAGCCCGGCUGCGAGAACGUCUGUUAUGACGCUUUUGCUCCUCUUUCUCACGUGAGGUUUUGGGUGUUCCAGAUCAUCCUCGUCGCCACUCCGUCCGUCAUGUAUUUGGGCUACGCCAUCCACAAGAUCGCCCGCAUGGUGGAGCACAGUGACGUCGACAGAAGGUUCAGAAGCAAAAGCUUUUCGAUGCGCUGGAAACAGCACCGAGGCUUGGAGGAGGCCGAGGACGACCACGAGGAGGACCCGAUGAUGUACCCAGAAAUAGAGCUGGAAAGCGAACGGGAGAACAAGGAGCAGCAGCCCCCCGCCAAAGCCAAGCACGACGGGCGGCGGCGGAUCCGCGAGGACGGGCUGAUGAGGAUCUACGUGCUGCAGCUGCUGGUGAGGGCGACGUUCGAGGUCGGCUUUCUGGUUGGUCAGUACCUCCUGUAUGGCUUCGAGGUCAGCCCCGUGUUCGUGUGCAGCAGGAAGCCCUGCCCCCAUAAGAUAGAUUGCUUCAUUUCAAGGCCGACCGAAAAGACCAUCUUCCUGCUCAUAAUGUACGGGGUGAGCUGCAUGUGUUUGCUGUUGAACGUGUGGGAGAUGCUGCACUUGGGGUUUGGCACCAUCCGGGACACCUUGAACAGCAAGAGGAAAGAGCUGGAGGACUCUGGGACCUACAACUACCCCUUCACCUGGAACACACCCUCUGCUCCCCCCGGCUACAACAUCGCCGUCAAACCCGACCAAAUGCAGUACACCGAGCUGUCCAACGCCAAGAUGGCCUACAGGCAGAACAAAGCCAACAUUGCCCAGGAGCAGCAGUACGGCAGCAACGAGGAGAACAUCCCCGCCGACCUGGAAAACCUGCAGAGGGAAAUCAAAGUGGCUCAGGAACGCCUGGACAUGGCCAUCCAGGCGUACAACAACCAAAACAACCCCAGCAGCAGCUCCAGAGAGAAGAAGUCCAAAGCAGGCUCCAACAAAAGCAGCGCCAGCAGCAAAUCGGGGGACGGGAAGAACUCUGUCUGGAUUUGACCUUGGCUGAGUUUAUAUGUUGUCUUUUUCUCACAACCAGCAACCCGUUGAGUAAUGGCUUCCAUUAAGUAAAUAUUUGGUUCUGCUUAUUUUCAGGGAUGCUGUUGGCUAGCGAUUCCAGCUCUAAGAAAGUGUUUAUAUGCGCACUGUAGGACUGUACAACUUUAUUCUUCUGCCUUCCAAGCCAGGAGACAAAUAGGUAUAUUUAAAUCAUUCUCAUUGAAGGGUUUACGCUGUAUGUACAGUAUUAUCGUACAUUUAUUAUGCACAAUUUUUGUAUUUGUACACUGGAUCUCUGAAGUUACCCUUUUUUAUACGAAAGGAGAAAACUGUAGGUAGCUGUCAGCAUUUUGCUCCUUUUAUUACUGUGGUUCGUCGUCGUUUUCUGUUUGUUUUCAGUGUCAGAACUUUCUAUGCUGCAUUUGAGAAGUGCCUUGAACACACAGCACCAGGGAGCCAGAUCUGCUCCCUUAGAGCAGGGGGGGGGUCAGAAACGUCUGCUGAUGGUGCUCCUGACUGUACCUUCUAUAAAAAUGAUGUGCUACCUACAAAUGGAAGUGUCACGCUGUGGCUGUUAUGUGCUACGUUUCUUUGUCCCGUGGAAAAUGACUUGUAAUUCCACAUAUUUGCAUAUUUAAGAGGUUUCUGAGGUCUCUCGUUACGUAACACCCUGCUCCAAACGUCCCAUAGCUGCCUAUAUGGGGGCCACCACCUGCCUGUCUCACCCAGAUGUCCCUGUGUCCCUUGUCCCCUGGGGUCACUGGGACACUCAUUCCCCUGGUCCCUUUUGUCCCCCUUGUCCCUGGUCCUCUUUGUCCCCUGAGGUCGUUGGGAUGCUCGUUCCUUCGCUCUCUUUUGUCCUCGCCCCGUGCCCCUUCUGCCCUUGUCCCUGUCCUGUGAGGUCAUGGAGAUACUCCUUCCCCUUAUCCCGUUUGUCCCCCUUAUCCCAUGGGGUCAUUGAGAUGCUUGUUCCCCUGGUGCUGUUUGUCUUCCUUGUCCCAUGUCCCCUGUCCCAUGAGAUCAUGGGGAUAUUCGUUCUUCUGGUCCCAUUUGCCCCCCUUGUCCCCAUGUUCCCUUGUUCCCUGGGUCUGUUUGUCUCUUGGGGUCGCUGCGAUGCUCAUUCCUGUGUUCUCUUUAGUCCUCCUUGCCCUCUGUCCCUUGUCCCCUGUUCUAUGAAGUCUUGGGGACACUCAUUCCCCUUGUCUCCAUGUCCCCUUGUCUCCUGAUUGCUGUCCCAAGGUCAUGGGGACACUCGUUCCCCGUGUCCCUUUUGUCCUUCAUGUCGUCUGGUCCCUUGUCCCCUGUGGUCACUGGGAUACUUGUUCCCCCGAUCCCAUUUGUCUUCCUUGUCUCCAUUUGUCUUCCUGUCCCUUAAGGUCAUGGGGGUUUUCAUUCCCCUGGUCCCAUUUGUUCCCAUGUCCCCUGGUCCCACGGGCUGUUUGAGAUGCCCAUUCCCCGUGUCCCCUUUGUCCUUAUGUCCCCUGGUCCCUCACUGUGUGUUUUCAUCCUAUGGAAAACGCCUCAUAACUCAUAUUUACAUAUUGAAGAUGUUUCUGUGCUCUCUCGUUGCAUAACACCCCGCUCCCCGGGGCUCCCAGUUGUUCCAGUCCCUUUUGGGGCAGAUUGCUGUGUUUCCAAAGCAAUGUGCUUGGAUGGACUCGUGGUCACUCUGCUCUGUGGCAGCCCUGCUCCCCCGGCCCCACGCACACACGCUGUGUGUACAGGUCUUUACAAAACCCUUCUGACUAUAAACAACAAUGCCUUAUCCCUGACCCCUCUUCCUCCUGUCACGUCCGAGGGGCCGAGUUCAGACGGAGCAAUAAAUGCACCGCUUCAUUUCUGCUCGAGAGGCCGGUCAGAUCCGCGGCAUUCUGCAGUUUUGGCAUUCAACUUGAAUUUAUAAUUAGAAAAAAAAAAGGGGGGGGGGGGGGGGAAUGCAGUAUUUACUGCCCCUGGCAGUGUCUUUUUGGCCACGAUGAGCAUUCACAUCUGAGGGACGCUGAGAAAUGCCUGCUUUCUGUUGCUCUGUGUCACGCUUUGGGACUUUGCUCCGUGUGCUCCGUUCCCCGGCAGUUCCAGCGGUGCAAGCAGUGCGCCCCUGCUUUGAGACGAGGCGCUCCUUGCAGGGGAGGUGUGUGGCAGCCCUCUGCUGGGGUCUGUGGCUGCAGUUGGUUUCAAGGCUUCGGGUUUGGCUCCUUUCUCCUGAAGAAAUGAUAAUGCAUUACUUGAAAAUGCUCCUUGCUCUGGCUUGAUGCAGGCCAUCCUGAAAUAAACGCUCAGAACAGAUCUUGGACCAAAAAAAAAAAAAAAGAAAAGAAAAAAGAAAAUGAACGUACCUUGAGUUUGUUAACCUCUGGUUUUGUCUAUUAAAUGCAGUUCAGAAAA